ACAAGUGUCGAUCAGGUCGAAUGACGAGUUUUUGACUGCACAAGUUUUGUUCAGCCGCUCCACUACCUCAGUCCACUGGUCGUAUCCGCGAGGAACACCCGCUUUCAUUCACCGUACCUAUAACCUACUAACAACACCACACACCAUGUCUCUCCAGGAGCAAUUCGACAAGGCCGCCGCUGAUGUCAAGAAGCUGAAGGCUCUGCCCAGCGACACCGACCUCCUGGAGUUGUACGCCCUCUUCAAACAGGCUACCGUCGGGGACUCCGACCCUGCCAACAAACCCGGCCUCCUCGACCUGAAGGGUAAGGCCAAGUUCGAAGCGUGGACCAAGAAGAAAGGCACCUCCAAGGAGGACGCGCAGAAGGCUUACAUCGCCAAGGCCGAGAGCCUCGUCGCCUCCAUCGGUCUCCAGUAAAA
Cydia amplana is the source of this 420-nucleotide messenger RNA. Its product is annotated as acyl-CoA-binding protein homolog. Gene Ontology annotation, molecular function: fatty-acyl-CoA binding. NCBI's taxonomy places the organism in Eukaryota, Metazoa, Arthropoda, Insecta, Lepidoptera, Tortricidae. Gene Ontology annotation, biological process: fatty acid metabolic process. The transcript has 4 exons. Bases 146 to 418 code for a protein of 90 amino acids. The record is from RefSeq and is a predicted model, not a curated record.